AUGGCAAUCUUCAACGAUGCGACCGAUUCCCAAGACCCGUACGAAACCGUAGAUGAGACGACAGCCCUUCUAUCACCGCGAAGCAAAGCCCCAUCGGCCACAUGGCGCCCGUCUCGCGAAGCGUUGAGGCCGAUGGCUCGGGAAGCCCUCGUCCUCUUGAAGACAUCAAUCCCCAUCAUCGCAUCGUACAUACUCCAAAACUCGAUUCAGACAAUCUCAAUCAUAAUUGUUGGAAGGUCAAGGCCCAAAGACCUAUCGGUAGCGGCCUUUGCAUACAUGUUUAGCACCUGCUCUGGCUGGCUCAUUGGCAUGGGCGGCUCCACGGCCCUGGACACACUUGCCUCGGCAGCCUAUACAGGAGGCGGCGACAAGCAUCACGCGGGUGUCCUCUUGCAGAGAUGCUUCAUCGUCUUGACGAUGCUCUACCUGCCCGUGUGCGUGAUCUGGGUCUUCUCCGGUCGGUUAUUCAUCCUCCUGGGGCAGGAUGCCGACUUCUCCUGGGAGUCGGCCAAGUUCCUCACGUAUCUGAUUCCGGGAGGCUUUGGUUAUAUAUAUUUCGAGUCUCUGAAGAAGUACCUGCAGGUUCAAGGAUUGAUCCGCCCAGCCACCUACGUGAUGCUGGUUGUCUCUCCCUUGAGCGGUCUCCUAAACUACAUCUUCAUCAACAACUCCAAGCUCGGGCUGCUCGGAGCACCAUUGGCGACCGGGCUGUCCUACUGGAUAUCUUUUGGCCUCCUUGUCCUGUACACAAGUUAUAUUUCCGGCCACGAGUGCUGGGGAGGUUGGAAUAAAGCCUGCCUCAAUCACCUGGGCGCUUUUACUCGCAUCGCUCUCCUGGGCAUCAUCCAGCUGGGAACCGAAUUCUGGGCAUUUGAGAUCGUCGCGCUCGUGGCCGGCAGCCUGGGUAAGCUGCCCCUAGCCGGCCAGAGCGUCCUCAUGACGGCAGACGGGGUCCUCGUCACCAUCCCCUUCGGCAUCGGCGUGGCCACCAGCGUACGUGUGGGUGGCUUCCUCGGGGCAAAGGACCUCGAGAGCGCCCGACGCUCGGCGCACACGUCGUUUGUCCUUACUGCGACGAUUUCCAUCUUCGUCUGCCUGCUCCUCAUACUGACCCGGAACCACUUUGCGAAGAUAUUCACCAGCGAGUCCGAAGUCAUACGCUACGUCGCUCUGGUGAUGCCCUGGAUCGGCCUCUUCCAGAUCACCGACGCCCUCAACGGGAGCUCGGGGGGUGCUCUGAGAGGCAUGGGCAAGCAGCACAUCGGGGCUGCCGCGAAUCUCACCAGCUACUACAUCAUUGCACUCCCUCUGGGCUCGUGGCUGGCGUUUCGCGGCUGGGAGCUGUCCGGGCUGUGGAUAGGACAGUGCAUCGGCAUGGGGAUCGUGGCCUCUGCCCAGCUGGUCUUCGUACUUGCGACGGACUGGAAACUGGAGAUUGAGCGAGCCUUGGAGCGGAUCAGCGAGGAUGACAACACCGCACCGCCGGUCUGA
Messenger RNA from Clonostachys byssicola, 1491 nucleotides. Lineage: Eukaryota; Fungi; Ascomycota; Sordariomycetes; Hypocreales; Bionectriaceae. The record is from the annotation of a GenBank genome assembly.